Postia placenta MAD-698-R-SB12 is the source of this 978-nucleotide messenger RNA. RefSeq lists its product as hypothetical. The transcript is spliced from 7 exons. The coding region runs from base 1 to 978 and encodes 325 amino acids. The record is from RefSeq and is a predicted model, not a curated record. NCBI's taxonomy places the organism in Eukaryota, Fungi, Basidiomycota, Agaricomycetes, Polyporales, Adustoporiaceae.
AUGGGCAAGGCCACGGCCGAGGUUAAGAAGAUAGGGCGCAAAACAUCGUCAGCUGUUGCGCAUGCUCCAGUUGAAGUGCCCAAGAGUUUGCGUUGCCACGGUCAGCUCUCAGAUUUCAACCUCCAAACCGAGAGAUAUCGCAUCGACGGCCAGAUACGGAUAUCCGGUGCCAGCGAAGACCUGAAGGAGGCAUCACUUGAAGAGCAGAACCCGAAUGCUGCACAGGAAGAACACGACAGUUUGUUCGAUGGGCCUCUGAGCCUUGGGGAUGCUGGAACCAUCUCAGAUGAGGUCUGGGACACGCUCGACAUCACACACUCGGAAAGGCCCUUCUCCUCUCUACCGAUGAUGCCCGCGACGACCGCCGUCUGCAGCUUGUGCAUGUUGAAAGCCGGCCUCCCGCUACAAGAUGCGCCCGAGGAGGCUGACGACGGGGUGACUGUUAUUUAUAUCUAUGACAGUGGCAACUCCGUCGAAGACUGCGGCACCACGGGCUCCCCAGCCCCCAACGAGCGGACAAGAGAUGGGCCGUCUGUGGCUGCGCCCUUUGGAGGUCGCCCUAGGGCGCCGGAGAGCCAAAAGAAGACUCACCGGCAACAACGCUACGGCCAACACCUGCAGCUCGGACUAGUCGCCCGGGUGCGCGGGGCCUUUGAACGAAAGCUCUUUGGCGAAACGGCGAGACUACUGCAUGCUGGGUCGGUCGGCUUGCGAAACCACCGCGCGGCGUGGAGGUCGCCUCGGCGCUCGGUUCUCUGCGACGGCCAACACCUUCAUCCCGCGUUUUCGCGGUCGCUCGGGAAUGGAGGGUCUAUGGGGGAAACUUCACUGGCGAAAGGCGAGACCGUGGACGAUACUGCUCUUCAAGUUGGUCGGCCGGCUUGGGGAAGCGGUGUCCGCAUUGUGCGGGCGAAGGGCUACGACCGACAGCUGCGCCUCGGCUUAUUCCAUUGGGCCUGGGGUCGCGGUGCCUACUAA